AUGGAAACCCGACGGCUAGCAAAGAAACGAAGAAACAGUUCGAUUCGAACAUCACGGAGCUCGUCACCGGUUUCUCACCGAACAAGACAAGCCAUAGCUCCUAUAUCAGACCAUCCUGCACAUAACCUGCAAAGAUCAGCAAGCACUCCCAGGAAUUCUCGAAAGAGGGUUCGAUGUUCUGAUCCUGGUCCUCGAAUACAUCGCAGUGCUUGCUCAACUGGAUUAACCCCUGCUAUGCAGCGGACUUCUGUUAACGCACUCUCAAAGACUGCAGAGGUGUCACCGAGUUGCAAAGCGCGGCGACGCUCAGCACUAGCAAUGCGUUCCCGAGAGUCCUUUGACCCGGUAGAUCCAUUUACCCCAGCAUCCUCUGAACGAGUGAUGCAGUUCACCCCGCUACGACAGAUUCUGGAUCAGCGAACUCAACGAAGAAUUCGUCGAAUCGGGUUGAGUGGCGAGAUUAAUGAUAUCGAGCGUGAGAAGCGCGAGGCGAGAAGCUACGUUAAGAAUGUAGAAAUUUUGCGUCAAGAACGCGAUACUCUGCAACAAGAGUUAAAUGCAAUGAAACAACUGCGGGGCAACCUAGAACACCAGUCACAUUCCUACAGUUCCCAUUGGACAUCUCCUCUGCCCCAGUCUAGGCAUAUGGAGGAAGAAUCUACUUGGAUUCAAGAUGACGUUUCUGUGGGUUCUAUAAGCAACCUGGAUGGACCCGCUUUGUCAGUUGGUGAUGAUGAAGACACCUUCAUGAUCAAUGACAGUACCGUGGUGGCUUCCAGCUCACCUGAUUUCAGACCUAUACUGGAUUCCAAUCCGCCUAUUUCCGACAAUACGAGUCUAUGUGGUGAAACGGCUGUGGAUAAUGUCGAAGACACUGAAGUUCAGUCUCUGUCGCUUGAUCUGGAAGCCGCAAGAAAUGAAAAGACUGCCUUGUUCAAUGCCUGUCGGUCGCACAUGCCGGCAUUGGAGGAGUAUGGUUUGGGAGAAGUUCUUCGCCAAUCUUCACCGCCAGAUUUCUUCGAUAAUGUUGUCAAUAUCUUGACAACAGCUCUUUCUCGUGCCUCUGAUGCAACACAAGCUCUUGAAGGCAUCUACGAAGAGUGUUCGACUAUGGGCUUUUCGGGUGAAAAUGCGAAAGACAUAGUCGACAAUGUGCGAUGUGCCUUCCGCUCAGCACGCCUCGACCUCGAGCGAGCCAUUCCUAGUGAGACCAAUGGUGCUAGUCUUGAUAAUGGCAAAGCAACAUUAGGUGCUCUGGUGAAACGUGUCAAGGGUCUGGCAAGAGACCUUCGAAACGAGCGAAAGUUCCACUAUGGCUCGGUUGGUCGUGAAAAGGCUCUUCGAGGGCAAUUCGACAGUCUACUGCUACGAUAUGAGACAGCCGCAGAAAAGAUCGGCAAGCUUGAGGGCUCCAUUGCUGAUUCUGCAAGUGAUAUGCUCCACACUCGGAUCAAGUUGCAAGACCUCGAGAACGAAGACCUUCAGAAAAAUAUCGGAAUCGGGAGAUUGAACGCUGCCCUAGAUAAGUACCAUGAUGAUAUGAAGGGCCUUGAAGACCUAAUUGGCAAGUUGGAAGACAAGAACUUGGCCAUGAAGGAUAAAUAUACUCAGCAAAUUUCCACCAUGGAGGAGAAAUUGGCCAGCGAGCGGAGUCAACGAUCUGCAAUGGAGGUCUCCUCCGCCGCAAAUGAGAUCCGCGUUCAAGAGCUUGAGGCUAUUGUGACACAGAAUAAUACUCGCGCCAGCGAUCUCACUACACAUAUUGAAGCUCUCGAGAAGGAGCAUUCCAGGGCGGUUGAAUUACUCCAGAAAGAUACAAAUGAAAAAGUCCAGCGACACGAGCAAGAAGCCGGAACUCUGAAUGUGCGCAUCUCAGAGCUCACCACCACCCUUGAAACAGCCAGAUCGGAGACCCAGCGUAUUCGGUUCAUCAACGCUAGCCUUGAAGAACAAUUGCAGCUGGAAAUUGAUGCCCGCGAUGAGCUCCUGGAGAAGUGGGCUGCGGAGCAAGCGCGCUCAUUUGCCUACAUGAAGGAAACCGUGAACUCCGGGCGCCGUAGUGCCAAAGUGCGCGCAGCAAACUGGGAACUAAAAUCAGACGACCUGAUGUCCAAUGGUACCACUGUCAUGGGCAGUGAUCCCAUAACUCCCGUCAACACAGCCCGCUUCAUUGAUGUUGAGUUUGGCCGCGGCAAGAGUCGUCGCCGCUUUGAUAGCGGUAUUGGGAUCCUAUCAGAGGAUAUCUUGGAGGAUGAAGGAAGUUCGGAUCUUCCGCAUAUGGCAGAGACUCCAAUGUGGUGA
Molecule: messenger RNA, 2301 nt
Organism: Penicillium taxi
Lineage: Eukaryota; Fungi; Ascomycota; Eurotiomycetes; Eurotiales; Aspergillaceae
Exons: 1
Coding region: 1-2301 (766 amino acids)
Source: RefSeq, a predicted model, not a curated record